CCUUCUCGCCCAGCCUGCACACUUCACGCGACACCGCUCAACUUUGGUUUGUUGCCGCAAACGGUGCGCCGCCCACACCUCAAUCGAACCCUGGUUUGCCUCAUUCGGAACUCGGGAAUCUCUCUAUCGCACCCGACAACUUGGUUCUCCUGUGGUUUGGCUUGAAUUGUUGAACGCAGCCUCAACAUCUUCUCUGAACCCCGUUUGUUUGCUGUCCUCUGUCUACUAUCUCGCUAAUCUUCCCCUCUUCCACUGUCUCCUGCUUAUUUUUCUUCCUGCGAUACUCACCACACCCCUGUUGCACCUCCGAGGAUCAAAAUGGAUACUUUAUUGACUGCAGAGAUCUAUGCCAACUCGCCCCGCUUCCGGCGGAGGUCGAGUACCUUUGUCGAUGCCAUCCAUGACUUACCCGAAAAGGAAGAGAUGGCCCCUGCCCAAUUGUAUAGCACCGAGUCUGGUCGACUAUUCCACUCCGGGCGAAUUGUAAUUGCCACGGUUGGCUUGCCAGCGCGAGGGAAGACUCACACGUCUGUCGCCGUAGCUCGUUACCUGCGUUGGUUGGGUGUCAAAACUCAUGUCUUCCACCUUGGCGACUACCGAAGAGCGACCCUUGGGCCAGGAAAGGACGUCCCAGACGACUAUUUCUUCUUGAAUGCAUCUCCCCAGUCUGUGUUGCUGCGCAACAAGAUCUUGAAGAAAUGCCGCGAAGAUAUCUAUCACUUCUUAGAGCACGAGAAGGGACAGGUCGCUAUUUACGAUGCCGUAAAUGCCAUUUCCGCUGGACGGAAGUCUCUUGCGAAGGAGUUCGCCAAGAACGGAAUCCAGACUGUCUUUAUCGAAUCCCACUGCACCGACGAGCGCAUUAUCCAGGAGAAUGUACGAAGAGUCAAAAUCUCCUCUCCCGACUAUCAGGGGUGGUCCGACGAGGAUGCUGUUGCGGACUACCUUGCCCGAAUUAACGCCAGAAUACCUCACUUCGAAACUAUGGAGGAGCAAGACCUGCACUGGAUCAAGAUGAUCAACGCCGGCGAACGAGUGGUUGUGAACAAUUGUGCGUUCGGUUACCUGUCACAGCGAAUUGUCUUCUAUCUACUCAAUUUACACAUCAAAUCUCGACAGACUUACUUCGCCAGAGCUGGAACUACCCGCGAAGAAGACUCUUACAAGGCAGAUGCCUCUCUAUCUCCAGAAGGCCACGACUAUGCCAAAAAAAUGAGCGAAGUACUUCUCAAUUAUCGCGAGGAGGAGAAGCAGAAGUUGAUUGAUCAAGGUGCGCCGGGUGCAGCCCUCAAACCCCUCACAAUUUGGACGUCUACACGAAGGCGCACUGUCCAGACAGCAGAUUUCCUCGCAGCCAUGGGUUACCGUGUAAGACAGCGCUCACAAAUGAGUCAAAUGAACCCGGGAGUGUGCGAGAAGAUGUCAGAACAGAGGAUACGUGCGGAGUUUCCCGCGGAAGUAAUGAAGCAUGAGGCAGAUCCGUACCAUCAUAGAUACCCACGAGCAGAGUCGUAUCAUGAUCUGGCCGUACGUAUGGAGCCGAUCAUUCUGGAGCUUGAGCGCGAAGAAAAUGACCUUCUCAUUAUCGCCCACGAAUCUGUCCUUCGCGUGUUGUACGGCUAUCUCAUGGCCUGCAAUGCCGCCGACAUUCCAAAGCUCGAGUUUCCCCGUGAUGAAAUAAUCGAGAUCAUACCGUCAAGCUACAACAACGUCGCCAAACGAAUCAAAAUCCCGGGCCUCCCUGAGAGCAUUGUGCCGGGUAGUCCCGAGGACAUCAAAAUCCCAGUCCCUCCAAGCGGUACAGUGUCUCCCUUCUCCGGCCUUGGAACCCCCCAGGCCGGAUCUGGCACUGCAACACCUCAGGGCACACCUCAGCCGCUUCAAUUAAGGAAGUCGCAUAUUAACCCGUCGGAUUAGGUCGACUCAAGCCGAGGCGUGACACAGAAUCCUACCUCUUAGUCGAGAUGGGAUUGUUCUGGGGCGUCCGAUGAGCGAGUAUUUGAUUCUUGUAAAUUCUUUCAGUGGGUAGCAGUGGGAUCUGGGAGGUGUAACGAGUAAUCGGUUGGCGUAGGGAUUAGUCCAGCUGCGUUCAUAAGGAUGGUGCUUCCACGAUCGCUGAUGACCUACAUGUACUUGUUUG
This is a messenger RNA of Lindgomyces ingoldianus, 2140 nucleotides long. Its product is annotated as 6-phosphofructo-2-kinase/fructose-2,6-bisphosphatase-like protein. Gene Ontology annotation, biological process: fructose 2,6-bisphosphate metabolic process; fructose metabolic process. Gene Ontology annotation, molecular function: 6-phosphofructo-2-kinase activity; ATP binding; fructose-2,6-bisphosphate 2-phosphatase activity. Gene Ontology annotation, cellular component: cytosol. NCBI's taxonomy places the organism in Eukaryota, Fungi, Ascomycota, Dothideomycetes, Pleosporales, Lindgomycetaceae. The record is from RefSeq and is a predicted model, not a curated record. Bases 319 to 1917 code for a protein of 532 amino acids. The transcript has 4 exons.